Artibeus jamaicensis (Jamaican fruit-eating bat) is the source of this 2244-nucleotide messenger RNA. It is a transcript of the gene TNFSF9, whose product is annotated as TNF superfamily member 9. The transcript has 3 exons. Gene Ontology annotation, biological process: positive regulation of cytotoxic T cell differentiation; positive regulation of activated T cell proliferation; immune response. Gene Ontology annotation, molecular function: tumor necrosis factor receptor binding. Gene Ontology annotation, cellular component: plasma membrane. Bases 114 to 884 code for a protein of 256 amino acids. Lineage: Eukaryota; Metazoa; Chordata; Mammalia; Chiroptera; Phyllostomidae. The record is from RefSeq and is a predicted model, not a curated record.
CGGAGGGGGCGGGCGCUGGGAUCCCCAAGGUCUCCGCCCCGGAAAGCGGGGCUUCGGUACUCUUUAUAAAGCGCGGAGCCUGGGGCACCGGCUGCAGCCGCCUGCCGCCGGCCAUGAGCUCCAACUCGGACGCCGUCCCGGACCCCGAGGCCCAGCAGCCGCCUGCGCACCGCCGCCGCGUCUGUGUCCCGCUGCCCUGGGCCCUGAGUGUCGCGCUGGUGCUGUUCGCCGCCGCCGGCGCGGCGUACAUCAUCCGCACCUGGGUGGUGCCCCGAGGCUUCGCUUCGCUGGGCCCCAGCCCGGCGCCCGACUCCAGACUCCCCGAGGUCCCCGAGGUCCUUCCCGAGGUCCUUCCCGACGCCCGCGCCCGCCUCCCCGACUCCACGCAGGGCGAGGGCUUGUUCGCGCAGCUGGUGGCUCGAGACGUGCUGCUGACUGACGGUCUCCUAAACUGGUACAGCGAACCUGGCUUGAAAGGUGUGUUCUUGGCACCUGGCCUGAGCUAUGAUGGGCACACGCAGGAGCUGGUGGUGGCUGAGGCUGGCAUCUACUAUGUCUUCUUGCACCUGGAACUGCAACGUGUCCUGGCCAGCGCUGGCUCUGGCUCUGUCUCCAUUGCCCUGCACCUGCAGUCGCUGGGUGCAGGGGGUGCAGGGGCUGCAGCUCUGGCCCUAACCUUGGACCUGCCAUCUCCAUCCUCUGAAGCUCGGGACUCAGCAGCUGGUUUCCGGGGUGGCCUGCUGCACCUCAGUGCUGGCCAGCGCCUGGGUGUCUACCUCAAGGCUGCAGCUGGGGUGCAACCUGCCUGGCAGCUUGCACAAGGUGCCACCGUCUUCGGCCUCUACUGUGUGUCCACCAAGGUCCCCAUUGGACUCCACUCCUGACAGCCUUCGUGAGGCAGGACAGACUUCAUGAGGCAGGCAGGGUUGCCACCCCCCGUAGGGAGACUGAAGCCUGCCUUGCUUUCUUGGGGCCUCCGGCAAUGGGCUCUGGCUUUUCUACCUCACCAGGCUGGGCAGGCUUUCUGGCUGCUGACCCCCUUCUCAAGGACUCUUCUGGUUCCUCUGUCACUCCUGCUCCAAGUCAAACCCUUGGUAUUUAUUAUGAGCCUGAGCUUGGACAACAAACUUUAUAUUAAUAUAUUGAACUUAUAUUUAUUGAUCACCUACUACAUGGCAGUUACUGUGUAGGGCUGGAGAAACACCAGCCCACAAAAUAGACCCCCCCCAAAAAUCCUUAUUUAUGUUAAUAUGUGAGAAAUAAAGACUCACGUCUAGCCCCUCUCUGGGAUUUGUGGGCUAGCUUUUGGGGAUUCGCAGAAUUCUUUGUUGUAUGAGUUUAAUUCAUUCAUGCAACUUGCAUUUUGAGCAUCUACUGUGUGUCAGGCACUGUUUUAGGUGUUGUGGACACAGCUGUGAACAAGACAGACCAAAACCCAGCUUUCACCAAGCUGACGUCUCUUGGGCUGGGUUGACUCUGUGACUGUGAUUGUGUGCGACUUGUGGCGGCUGGGCCAGGGGCACACUGACAGAUGGAGCGUGGCACUGGGUAAUAAAAUGGAAACUUAAUGAUAACUGUGUGGGGGCCAUUUACUGUGUGCCAGACAGUGUUAUUUGAGACUCGUAACCACCCUAUGCUUUAAGGAUUUUGUUAUUUCCAUUGUACCGUUAUACGGGCUCUUGAGGUUAUUUUCCUCUAUUGUAAGUGCACAGUGGAAAUACUGCAGAAUGCAGCUGUGCAGGACAUCGCUCGUCAGCUCUGUUCCGUGACAUCACACCAAUAACUUAAUAUCAGCCGUGGGAUCAGCAGAUCCCAAGUCGGGGCUUGAUUUAUCGUCUGUUGGUCAUCCAGACUUGAAUGAUGGAGGAAUUGAUUUUAAACACAUAGACAUGACUUAAAACUGGGUCUUGUCAUCACCAAUUACGUUGUGAAUAACACACACACACACACACACACACACACACACACACACAUCAAGGGAGUCUUCUCGUCUGGUGUUUUCCAACCAUUAUCUGGUUCUGUGAAGAGGCUGCUCAGGUCAUGCACAAGCAAGUGAAGUGUGGGCAUGUAUCUUUGGUUCGUUUUAUCUUAGUCUUUAAAGGAAAGUACUGUCUAUAUCUCCUUGUUUGUCACUUGUGCCUAGGGUUGGCUGGAUGUACAAGAGUGAUGAAAGUUAGGGUAUUCUGUAAGAACCAACUGACUAUGUAGAGUUUUCAAUAAAGAAUAUUUUUAUUUUAUCUGUCA